AUGGGUUGCCUACGAAAACUGAUUUUGGCCUCGUUCUUGGUGACGGUGGUGUGUUGCGUCAUUUUGCUAUUGUUAUGGAUUUGGUUGGGCAUGGAACAUAUUCCCAACCAGAUUCGGGAUCCGCGUCUCAUAAAGGAUAAAUCGUUUGAUUACAUAAUCGUCGGUGCAGGUACGGCGGGUUGUGUGUUGGCCAAUCGAUUAUCUAGUAAUCCCAACGUGACCGUAUUGCUCGUGGAAGCUGGUGAUACCUUUGGGGCGGCUUCUAUCAUUCCUCUAAUUAGCACUGCAAUGCAGGGCACGAAGUACGAUUGGGCCUUACGAACUACACCUCAAAAAUACUCAUCCCAUGGCCUAGGAAACAAUCAACAAUUGCUACCGCGCGGUAAAGGAUUGGGUGGAUCUGGUCAAAUUAACUACAUGCUGCAUUUCACGGGCAUACCGGAGGAUUUCAAGCGUUGGGAGCGUAUGGGUGCGCAUGAGUGGAACUGGCAAGCGAUGAAACCUUACCUAGAUAAGCUGGAUCACCCAACAGCGGUCGAAGAAAGCGCCGAUGACGACAUAGUGACGUGCAACCCGGAUUUCACGGGGGCUGAAUUGUACGAGACGAACGAACAUUAUACUUCAAUACUAGCCGAGAGCGACAAAGGUGCUAGUAUAAAUUUUUGCCCGCGAAAAACCUCCAACACAAAAGGCCAACCCUUCAAAACGAGUCACUUUCAUGUAACCGAGGUAGACACUCAGGAAUCCCUCCUUGCGAAAGUGUUUACAGAAGCCCCGGCGGAACUUGGAACGGACUAUAUUUUCAGACCAGCUCGGUACACUAUCCGUAACGGCAUUCGAUGGAGCAGUUAUCAUGCCUAUCUUCGGCCUGCAUUCGACCGACCGAAUCUAACCAUUCUUUCGUCUACCUCCGUCGCCAAGAUUCUUUUCGAUGAAGCCAAUCGUGCGAAAGCGGUCAUGGUGCAGGUUAUGGGAACGGAUCAAACCUCCGUAACGAUUAGGGUUCACCGAGAGGUAAUACUCAGUGCCGGCGCGUUGCAUACACCACAAAUCCUCAAACUAUCAGGAAUUGGACCCAAACUAGAAUUACGUCGUCACGGGAUCGAGCUAGUACACGAUUCUCCCCGCGUAGGAACCAACUACUUCGAUCAUCUUAAUUUGCCGCUGUUUGUGAGUAUCAACAUUACGGCCAGCGUGACGUUGGAUAAGGUCCUAUCGUUGGACUCAAUCGUGCAGUAUCUAAAACGUGGUCAGGGGAUGCUGUCAACAACGGCCGUUGCUGGUGUCGGUGGACCACGUGGUGGAUCGCAUGGUAUCAUUCUUUUCGGCAUGGGAAGCGUGGACGAACAAGCGUUGCGCCACGUCUCUAACAUGGAACAGGACACCUUUCGAGCGUUCUUUCCGUCGUACCAAAAUACCAGCCAGGAAGGGUUUCUUUUCCUAAGCACCUGCCAUCAACCACACAGCCGCGGCUCGAUAUUUCUGCGCGAUCAGCAGAUAUACAGCGCGCCAUUCUUCAACCCGAACUAUCUUAAAGACCGUAAGGAUAUCGAUUGUAUGAUGGAGGCGAUCCGACUGGCAGCGAGGACGGUUCGUACGGAGGCUUUCCGAAAGAUUGGUGCGUAUUUGCACUGGCCACGUAUCAAGCGCUGUUCGAACUUUGGGCCCCCGGAAGAUGAUUCGCAAGAGCCUUCAGACAGGUUUUUGGAAUGUAUCCUGCGUGCAUCCGCCCUGACGGGUCACCAUCCUGGUGGUACGGCGGCGAUUGGCCUCGGGGCUGAUUCCGUAAUCGACAAUCAGCUAAGAGUAAACGGUGUUCGAGGAUUACGGGUCGUAGAUGCAAGUGUGUUUCCAGCUCCGGUAUCAGGUACACCCAACUCAGUUGUAGUAGCAGUCGCAGAGAAAGGUAGCGAUUUGAUCCUUCAAAGCGAUGGACAGUGAUAUGGGGUUCGAAGUAAUUUUUUAAAUUAAGAAAUUAAUUAAUUUGAUAAAAAUGUAAGAAAAACUAUUGGUUAAAAAAAACAAAA
Anopheles nili is the source of this 2027-nucleotide messenger RNA. RefSeq names its product neither inactivation nor afterpotential protein G (gene ninaG). The record is from RefSeq and is a predicted model, not a curated record. The transcript is spliced from 5 exons. Gene Ontology annotation, molecular function: flavin adenine dinucleotide binding; oxidoreductase activity, acting on CH-OH group of donors. Bases 1 to 1941 code for a protein of 646 amino acids. NCBI's taxonomy places the organism in Eukaryota, Metazoa, Arthropoda, Insecta, Diptera, Culicidae.